Rhopilema esculentum is the source of this 9314-nucleotide messenger RNA. The record is from RefSeq and is a predicted model, not a curated record. Lineage: Eukaryota; Metazoa; Cnidaria; Scyphozoa; Rhizostomeae; Rhizostomatidae.
GCAGAAUAGCAAUAACUUUGGUAGACAUUAUUUCAUGGAGUCUAACAAAGUUUUAAAGUUAGAAGGAGGAAAAUGGACUGUGCAAAUUACAAUAUCAUCGGAUCAUGAAUGAUCACCUUAAUCCGCUUUGAAUGUCAUGCAGCAGAUUGAUAAAGAAGAUCGGUCAAGUCAUUUUUGUCAUCUUUUGAUGCAAUUCAAUACAAAAGUAGGCAAGACUGCUAUUCUUGACAAGCUAUAUAAGAAAUCAGUCUUAAUCCUUUGCUUCUUUGGGUUAAAAACCUCUCUCAACCAUGCAAAAUUACAUGCUCUACAAUUUCUAUCAUUUUGCUGCAGGUUUACAAAUAAGGUGAGUUGCUGUUAUCUGUUAUCUGUCAAGACAUAUGCAUCAAUUGGUCUGCUGCAUAAAUUCAUACACUAACCAAGGUAUUUUUAACCAAGAUAAAUGAUUUUUACAAAUAAACUGCUGCAAAUGAUCCAAUGGCACCUUGAGACUUGAGUCAUAAGCUGGAUCCAAACAAUCAGAAGAGAGCAACAAGAUACAUGGUGAUAACAAAAGGUGCCAGAGCCACAGGGGCAGCUGGGGUAGCUGCCCCCAUGCCCUAGUGGUGCAGGGGCAGCAUUGGGGCAGCAAAGUGCCUUUUCACGAAAUCGAUUUCUGAGAAAUUUUAAUUCAUAUCAAAAUUUUGAAUGCUAAUCAGAUCUAGGUUUCAAGCAUCUCUCAAUACCUACGUGCAAGAGAAAAAAUAAUAUUUUCCAUGUUGAUGAGCUCUGCAUAACCAAAAAAUGUCCUUGAAUUGCUGAUAUGCCAUACGAAAUGGGCAAAGGGGUGACAUUUUUGGACCAUGAUCUCAAAUAUUUUCUAUUCGAUUAAAUGCUUUCAAAUGCUUUUAGAAACACCAAAAAACAAGCUCAAAACUAGGGUCACCAAAUGGUGGCAAGUUGGCCUUGAGCCUUGAGGUUUAGGGGGCCCUCGAGGAUCCAGGUUUGUAAAAGCAAUUACUAAGACAACAAAAAUUGUACAACUUUUUAAACGAUUGCAAGGAAAUGACUGCAAAAAUAUGUUCCGAAAUGGAUUUUUUGCUAAUCUGAUGGGCAUGAUCGCCAAAAUAUUUCAAAAGGUUCCCUCUUUCGGUUAUGUCACACGCGCAAACGGCUAAGCCAGAAAAUUAUAUCUAUAUCAUUGUAGCCAUGCUUUAUGUAACAGUCUUUCUGGCUCUAGAAUGCUCAUGUAUUUUUAAGAGCCAGCACUUGAAGCUUCUUUAAGUUUUUGAGCGAUUUGAUUUUCUUUUGAGAUCUUUAUGGGAACCUUGGUGCAAUCUGAAAUUUCUUGCGCAUAAUUUUGAGGCCGUUUUGAAGCCAAAUUAUCUCUCUCCAGAAGUAACAACAAUAUAAUGAUAUGGUUCCUUCUGCUUUCAAAAUCUUUGUUAUAUAGAUGUAGCCAAAUAUGGAACUCAGUUCCAAACCAAAUAAGUACUCCCCCACUUUACAAAUAUUCAAGAAACAAUCUCAAAAUUUUCAUCGUUCAAUUAUACUUGUGAUCUUUGCAUGGAAUACGCAUGCAACAUCAAUUAUAUUCAGUGUUGGUAAUUUAAGUUAGUUGUUUUUAUCAAGCUUAUGUUGAGGUACAGAUUGUAGCAACUUUGAAUAAAGAAAGGAAAAAACAGUUUGUUUAAAGGAGUUAUACCCAGAAGUUAUAUCAACAAGCCAUGUAGAUGGGCAUCAAAACAAAUUUUUCUUUUUAUUUCAAGUAGGAUUGGGUCCAGCCUCCCUUGAUGGUUGAAGAUGGGAUAUAAGAAACUUCGUUAAUGACUUUUUAACUGUAGCCUUGAUUUAAAUGAGUCUUUUGGGCGUAGCAACGCAAAAUUUCCCUAGGGGCUACGCUCUCUCUCUUGACUGGGCCUUCACCUACAACCAGGCUUUGUCUUGGCUAAACGACGAUUCCCAAUACCUCCAAGGUACCCUUCCUGCGGUUCCUGCCCCCGCCGCAUCAUGAAGCUUCUGGCGCCACUGGUGAUAACAGAUGCAUUGUAAAGUGAACAGGCAAACAAAAGGGUCAAAGUUUAUUAAUGGAAAGAAUAUGUUGCAUGCUCCAAAAGAACUGACUCUUCGGCCCCAUUUGUUAAAGAUGUUGCAUUAUCAUACGUUUCAUCAGAGGUUUGAAACUAUGCAAUGCCACGUAUGCAUUUCACAACUUAAAUGCAACUUGUCCACGAAUGUAUGGAGUCCAAAUUAAUAGGAAGUGUGCACUUAUCAUAUUUAUUAUUUGGUAUAAUCACGAUGUUUGCCACGCAAGAUUGCUAAAACUUCCUUCGGGUUUCAAAUACACUCAUUUGCUACAAGAAACAAAGAUCAAAUUUGAGUACUCCAGUCUCUUUACGCUUUGGGACAUUCCAAUAAUCGUUGUUUGUUAAGAGUUUCUUAAGUAUGACGUCAUUGAUUUUGACAUUGGAUUUCUAUUUUUAAUUUUUACGCUUAGAAACUUCCCACCAGGACCUUGCAAUGUGGGGUUUUCGACGCUACAACCAGAGAAUGCUCGUGACAUUUCUAUUAAGUGAAUCAAUUACAUCACCAAUGCUGUACUGAGAUGAAGGAAGUAUGUUUUCUUUCUAUCAGUUUAAAAUUAGUCAAUCUGAUUGAUGGCAUUUAAUGAAAUAUGGAGAUCUGGGUUUCCUGUUAAAUUCAAUUUUUUCAAAAGAAAUUUCUUAAUUUUUUCUGAUUGAUCAGUACACGUAAUUUAUAUCGAGUUUCUUAUGAAAAAAGACUGUAAUACUAUUUUAAAUUUUAGGCCAGUGAUAAUAGAUGACAGAAUUUGUGAGAUAUGUAUUUAAAUUUAUAUUCAUACUCGUAUGAAGAGGUAAGGAAUUAUUACAGAAGGGGUUUGAACGAGCACAAAGCAUUUGCGACAGUCAUGUGCUUAGGUAGAAGAUGAGAGUCGGUGGUAGAGAUCAGAGUGCUAGUUUGGAAGUAGAAGGCUGAGAUAGAUAUAAAGCUGAAUUUUUAGUUGAUGGAAGGAAGUUGCCGAUCUCGCAACACAUAGAUCUCUAUCCUCAACCAAGCAGCUUACUUCCGCGGUCAUGUGCCGAGGCGUUUUGUCAAAUGCAUGUCAACUGAUUGGUUAACGGGAAAAUCGACUGGGCACAACCCUCUUCGCAGGACUCGAUCAUUUCAAAAAUAAUGUUUUCAUACUGGUCACCUGGAAACGAAUGACGGUCUCAAGCGACAGAAGAAUAACCAGUAGGGGGGCUUUCUCCUUCUGUUUAGGCUAACCUGCUUCUAGUAUCCAUUAGUUUGAAUUAGGGCAUUCAUUAUCAUACGAAGGUGUUAACUGGUAGCAUUACAUUUUAUGAAUUGCCUGCCACUUUUUGACUGCAUAAUUUAUGAGAAGAUGAAGUACCUUGGCUGGAAUUUUCUUUUUUGGUUAAAUAUAGAUUAAUUUUGUUUUUAUUACAUGUCGAAGAGGCGUUGAUGUUUGGAUAACAAGGACAAAGUAAUCUACCUUAGAUAACAAAGAUGGUGAAUGCAAGGGGACGUCAAGGCGUUCUAGAGACAUUGUGAAACGGCAAAACCGAGAAAAUAAAAACAUUUGGAAAAGCAUGGAGUAGGAUUGAGGUCGCCGAUCGCUGGAUUCACUGAAACCCUGGAAAGAAGAGCUACUCCAACAUUGAAGGUUACCAAAAAAUCAAAAAGAUGGGACCAUUCUCAGUAUCACUCGUAUUUGUUUACAUUGGCUUAUUGGGAAAUGCCCUGUCUCUUCCGACAGUAUUCUACAAGCCAGAGCCUGGUCUUCUCCUCAAUACUUGGAUAAAGUCAUCAGGGACACCUAUAAAUAAUUUCAACAGUAUAUACGGCUAUCCUGACUGUCCUACUGGCAUAGUGCAUAUGGAUAAAUUUGAAUGGGGAGCCGCGACAAUUAACCUAUAUCAGCACUAUCGGCUUAGGGCCUACUUUGUGUCUCCUCUGACUGGUGCACAUCGUCUGAUUCUUGCCUGCAAGAGGGAAUGCGAAGUAGAUUUUGAACUGCAGCCUGGAAUCGUCGAAACCACCAAACAUACAGACACGAUGUCUUCAACUAUAGGAUGGACCUUCAGGACACUUUCCAAUGAACUUUCACUGAUAAAAGGAUUCAGAUACAAAAUUGAUGUCAAAUACUAUGAUGGAUCAGGUGGUCCAUAUUUCAUGAAGCUUGGCGUCUUGCUACCAAACGGAACUGAGGUCAAGCCACUGGAUACACGGUAUCUUCGAAGAUCAAUGGAAUUUUACAAGUUCAACGGCUUGUUGGCAGAAUUUUUUCAUUCAAUCACUUACCCUAGCGUGAAAACAUUACAAGGUUUUGCAGAUGCCAAUCCAACGAAGUAUCCGAAUAGCCCAACGAGAGUUUACUGUCGCCCUUCUAUAUAUGACACACAAAAUGACAACCAUCCUGAUAAUACUGGAAUUUGGCACACUGGAUAUUUUAAAGUGGCUCAGAAUGGGAGUUAUGAGAUGAAAACGAAGUGUAAUUCAUUCUGUGUUAUCAACAUAACGAAGGCCUAUAACAAUGUUCAGAGAAUAUUCUCAGAAACGAGUACAGGUUACGCCACACAUUCAAUUGGUGAAUAUGCGAAAAACGCGUACUACCCCCUUGAUAUUCUCCAUGUUGAAGGCAGUGAUCCGGAUUAUUUAAGAGUGGAACGGAGAUUGGGUUCAGGAAGUUUUCAAAGUGAUUGGACUGGCUCUUUGUCCAAUCUUUUGGCAAUUGACACACUUCUGUACAUUCCAAGUCCGAUUCUAUCUGUGGAGAAUUCAACAGCAUUAUCAGCACAGCUUCUUAUUGCACCGAUUGUUCCAAAUGGUGAUCAAUGGAGCGCGUCAAGUUCCUAUGAAAUUCUUUACUACAAAAAGUCUGAUCCGUCUUCAAAGGUUAAAUUAACAAUAAGUGGAACACUACCCAUCAAGAAAACUGUUACUGGUUUUCAACCGUAUACUGAAUAUACCUUCUAUGCUCAUUUUUACGGUUUCAUAAAAUCGACAAUUGAACACAACAUCAUAUCCGCAGAGAGAACUGCACGCACAGAUGAAGACGUACCUGGAGACUACCCACCUAGUCUUUCAGCUACAACAGCAUCGUCAACUGCCAUUCAAUUGUCCUGGAUGCCUCUCUCUUCCGAUGCAAAAAGAAACGGAAUUAUAACUGGCUACACAGUUAAGUUCAAAAUAAAUGGGACCUCCACUUGGCUGUUUGAUACAGGCACCUCUCGAUACAGAACAAGCGAUUCAUUAAAGAAAUAUACACUUUACGAAUUUAGCGUUGCCGCUAAAACUUCCAAAGGUGCUGGUUUAUAUAGUCCAGCAGUUGAGAGAAGAACGGCUGAAGAUGUUCCAAGCUCUGCUCCGGACAAUAUCAUAGGAUACAACACCAGCUCAACAAGCUUAAAAGUUCAAUGGGGUGAAGUCCCUCAAGAUCAUCGCAACGGAAUCAUCACCGGCUACAAAUUCCAGAUUAGGAAAUCUUCCGGGAGUUGGCAAAGCCCGGUCUCGAUCACAGAUAAAUUCUAUGAAAAAACCGGCUUGGCCUAUUGGACAUUGUAUGAUGUUAGAGUAUCGGCCGAAACGUCGAUUGGAGAAGGUGCAAAAAGUGAGAUCAUCGAAGUCAGGACAGAUGAAGACAAACCAGGUGGGCCUCCAAAAAAUGUAAUUGCAACAGCUAUGUCGUCCUCCUCAAUCAAGGUUCAAUGGACAGACAUUGACUCUGAUCUACGUAACGGCAUUAUCGUAUUAUAUGUUGUGCAGUAUCAGCGAAAGGACAAACUUGACAGUCUGCAGACAACUAACACAACAGACAAGUUUGUAUUGCUCACGGGGCUUGCUAAAUAUAUUGAGUAUGACAUGAGUGUGGCAGGUGUCACUGGAAAAGGUGUUGGAAUAUUUUCAGCCACAGUUACAGAAAGAACAAUCGGAGACGUGCCUACAGAGCCGCCAACUUCAUUGGGUGGUGGGUAUCUUAGUGCGACUAUCAUAUACGUCACAUGGGAUGUCAUUCCAGUACAUGGUCGAAAUGGUAUAAUUGGCCAAUACAAAAUAUUAUACAGGAAGAAGGAUUCCGAUUCGGAAUGGCUAUCCGAAACUGUCAUGUCUUCUAACACUAGAAUUGAAAUCAAGGGUCUGGCAUACUAUACUUACUACGCUGUGAAAGUUGCUGGUGUCACUGACCAUGGCAUAGGAACUUUCAGUUCUGCAGUCUAUAUUAGAACAGAUGCAUACGGGCCAACAAAGCCACCUACUAAACUGAAUGGUACCUUUGUAAAUCAUACGAGUGUAGAAAUAUUUUGGUCGAGAGUGCCUGCUGACUAUCGACAUGGUAUCAUUACUGGUUACAAGCUAACCUACUCCGAUUCGACAACCAAGUCUGCGCCAUGGAUUAACCGUACUGUUCCAAAUCAUAAUGGCUCUGAGGAUGCUGUAUUCAACAUUACAAUAUCAGGAUUGAAAAUUUACACUCCCUAUAUUUUCAAGGUUUUGGCUUACACUUACCGAGGAGAGGGACCUUUCUCAGAAAACAUAACAGUCUGGACUGACGACUAUGAGCCUGAUGAAAUCCCGAAAAAUAUAUCAAAAGGUAACAAAACAUCUACAGAAUUGAGUUUCAGUUGGGUUCCAAUGGAUGAAAUAAAUGGACAAGCUAAUGGAAAGAUAACUGGUUACAGAAUACGGUAUCAUGUGGUUGACUGCCACGCGGAUAGGCCGGCCGGGUGCAACGAGAGUGAAGUCUUCACAUUGAUAACAGAUGGUGCUGAGCCACGCAUAUCAAUAGCAGGAUUGCGCAAGUUUACAAACUACAGUGUAACCAUUCAGGCAGUAAAUAGGAAAGGAUCUGGGAACUUUUCGCAACCAAUUUACGUCAUGACAGCAGAAGAUAAGCCAGAUGCUCCUCCGCAAACGAUAGAGACAUGGCCAGAAAAAAGUGACAAAAUCGCUGUUUACUGGAGUCCAAUACCAGAAUCUUUAAGAAACGGCGUCAUCACAGGAUAUCGAAUUUUCUACAAGCAUCUAGACGUCCCCCUUCGCAAAGCUGGAAGAAGUCCGAGAUCCAUCAACCCAUUGGCAGUGUAUGGUGCUCUUCCGGGAGAAAAAAUGAAGGAAGUCAAUUCUUCGACAUUUCAAACAGAAAUUGAGAAUUUAAAAGAGUACAGUUGGUAUCAGAUCCGGGUUGGGGCAGUAACGUCAGAAGGUCUUGGAGUAACAUUCUCGAUCAAUGGAACCUGCAAACAAGGAGCUCCUAUCGAAGCACCUGACUUCCAAAUAUUUGACAAUUACGGAUUUCAUGAAAUUUCCCUUAAAUGGGGAAAUAUAAGCCAUGCUGCAGCAAGAGGAGAAGUACUGGGUCACCGGAUCUCUUACUGGUCUAUAGAGCAAAAUGAUGUGCCUGUAUUCCAGGGGAAGAUUUCACAGAUCGAUGUCCUGGAACCAAAUCGAAGCUUGGAAAUAAAAGGUCUCGUGCCAUAUACAACCUACGGUGUGAUUAUUUCUGCAUUCACAGAAGGAGGUAUUGGAGUGCCAUCAGAACACAAAAAAGGAGAGACCUGCCGGUGCCCGAAGGUUUUCAAGUCAGCUUGGAUCAAGCUGGCACCUAUUGUUCAAAGCAACACAACAAUUGCAGGGAUUAUUCCGAAAUACGUCGACGAAGCUGUUCAAGAGUGUUGUGGCAACUGCACGUUCGGGCAGGGACCGAGCAGCGUUGAUUGGGUGCACGAUGCAUUUAACAACACUGCGAUGAAGCAAAAGAAAAGUUCUCUACUUGAUGCCACUUUAAGUGACACGCACAUAACUCUCCCAGUGUUCAAAGAGAGUGAAGAGGCGGCGGAAAGUGCUUCCACUCUUUAUGACUAUAUCAAAUUUCUUCCUUCGUCUGGCAUGGUCUUUUUCAAGCGCAAGCCAUCGAAAAUAGAAAUCGGAAAUGAAGGAGCGUUAAAAGUGGUUGAUUCGCUGCUUAGUCUAUACACAGUGCUGGUUAUAAUGGUCCUGUUUAUGAUUGUCGCUGGAUUUGUUUUCUGGUUUCUGGAAAGAGGUGAUAACGCAGACGAAUUCCCAGAUGACUUCUUUCGUGGCACCGGAAGUGGUAUUUGGCUUGCCUUCAUCACCAUGACGACCGCAGGAUACGGCGACAUUGCUCCCAAGACAAUUUUAGGACGAUUAUUUGCGGUUGUUUGGACGCUGGCUGGGAUCAUAAUCACAAGCUUAAUCGUAGGGCAGAUUAUCAACUCGCUCUCUACAAGCACAAUCACUAUGCCAUCGUCAAGUGCAGCCGCAGGGUCGAAGAGCGAAAAGGUAAUGGCAUCGAACGAAACACUUAUGAUAUCCAUCACAAAACUGAGAAAGAAAACUGUUUCUGGAAACACCGCUGAUCCGGAGGUAGUCAAAAGUUCCCUGCUGUCAAAUGCAGUGACAAAAGUGAUGAUCGAGGCAUUUGAAGCUGGAACUAUGAAAGAGCAACUGAAGCAUCCUGACAUAAUGUUUGACAAACUGGUGUCAAUUGAUGCCUCGUACGGAGUCGUUCUUGCUGCCGAGGCGCGAAGAUUAAAGUCUUGUAUGAAUCGAUACGUAAAAGAAAAUUCACCAAAGAUCUUCAAAGAACUUGCAAAACAUACAGUUUCAUUUAAGUCUGAAGAUGUCAGUGAGGAACAAAGUAUUCCGGUGAUAUUGUCGAAAGAUGCGGAUAUUACGUCAAUGCUAGUAAAGUAUGGUGGAAUCUUGUUGUUUCUUCUAGUCGUUCUUGGUUUGAUCUAUGAUGCAGUUAGAUAUGUAAGAGGGCGGACUAAAGUUGCUACGCAGCCAAUGCCGGUUGAGGAAUUGUUUCAUCAAGCAGACAAACUGAUCAAUGAUAUGGUGGAAAAUCUCUCAAAGCAGGCAGAACUUUUUGACAAAAAACAUACAAAGGAAAGAUGGCGUCUUGUGCGAAUGGAUGUGAAGGACCUGAAGGCAAUCAUGCCGAACCUAACGAUUUUUCAUGAAGACUUGAGAGAAGACCUUGGACAAAAUAACCCAUAUAUUGUUUAUCAGGAAAAGACCAAUUAUGACUCUGAUGAGAGUACAGUGGAUAUGCCUAUUGACUAUAAAAUAUCUUAACUUACUAAAUAUGCAGUAACCUAAAUUUCAAUUGAUUGAAAUUGUUGUCAUAUGUACAAAAAACAUAAAAUACUUUAAAAAAUAAAAUAUAUAACAUAUAAUUGUUACUUAAAAUUAUUAUAAAUAUUAUAAACUGCAUAAAUGCUUUUUUUACAAUAAAAAUCGAGUUUUUAAGCUAAAUUUUGCUGAGGCAAAUGCUUUGUAGCUAAACC